Pararge aegeria (speckled wood butterfly) is the source of this 1082-nucleotide messenger RNA. Its product is annotated as translation initiation factor IF-2. The coding region runs from base 204 to 1067 and encodes 287 amino acids. The transcript is spliced from 4 exons. Lineage: Eukaryota; Metazoa; Arthropoda; Insecta; Lepidoptera; Nymphalidae. The record is from RefSeq and is a predicted model, not a curated record.
UUUCAAGUUAGUUGAGAGCGCUCUGAAAAGGGUCUGUGGCUCAGCUGUAGGAUCUGAUCCCUAAUAUAAAAUAAAAUCUGAUCUGAGCUUGGCUUUGACUUGUCUGUGUUUUGAGGUUAUUUUAUAGUUUGUCAGUGUGUUUACAUUUGAAUUCAUUUGUGUAAAUGUAACUUUUUUUAAAUUGAGGAAGAAUCUAAAUAAUAAUGGGUCGUAAGAUUCCAGCUAAAAAACAUCGUGGCGUUAAAGAUCCUUUAGUACAGCAAGCGAGGCGUCUUCAAAGUUUGAAAGGCAAAAUUAACGCGCCGCCCAAGGACCCCGACGAGCAACCUGUCCCUCAGUCACUUACAAGGCUGUUCGCUUUUCAAAAUAGAGAUAAAACGAUCAAGAAGAAGAAAGAUAGAAAACUACCCCCUAAUGGUGGCAUAAAUCAGGAUGGUGUGGGUCUCAACCCAGUGGCCCAGCUUAAGAAGCUACCGGGAGAAUCUGGGCGAGGGUUCUCUCUGCGCAUCAACAGUGCUGUGCGAGCCCUGCACAAUUCCCUCGGGCAACAGGACUAUCCCGACGAUGUCGAGUCCGACGACACGAAAGGUGAGCGAAUGACGGCGCAGCGCGAGCGGCGUCAGCGCAAGCGGCGCAGGGCGGGGGCGGAAGGUCCAGCGGCGGAGGGUGGGGCGGCCAGCCGGGCACAGCGCCUCGCGCUCAAGAAGCAAGCGCAGAAGGAAAAGGCGGCUGAGGAGGCGGCGUGGUCGCGGCGCGCGGCGGCGCAGUACGAGCGCGUGCAGUUCGGCGACGUGGCGCACGCGCCGCCCGCGCUGGCGCCGCCGCGCCGCGCCCGCCGCCCCGCGCGCCCCGCGCGCCGCGGCCUGCUGCUGGCGGCGCUGCUGGGCGGGGCGGCGGGCGGCGGCGCGGGGGGCGCGGCGGGGCGCGGGGCGGGCGGCGCGGCGGGGCGCGGGGCGGGCGGCGCGGCGGGGGAGCGCGCGCGGCUGGACGCCGUGGCCGCCUACCGCGCGCUCAAGAAGGAGCGGCGGAUGCGCGGCGAGGCGCAGAGUGGCGGCGAGUCCCGUUAAGGAUUGCAGUAUUCU